Cherax quadricarinatus is the source of this 1627-nucleotide messenger RNA. RefSeq lists its product as uncharacterized. The record is from RefSeq and is a predicted model, not a curated record. NCBI's taxonomy places the organism in Eukaryota, Metazoa, Arthropoda, Malacostraca, Decapoda, Parastacidae.
ACCCGUUUUUAAAGACAAUAACAAACCUGUUUGGGCUCAGGUGUCGCUGCUGUUACUCUCUAACUCUGAGGCAACAACAAAAAAGUUAAAUUUCCACCACAAACUUCUACAGAUCAUCUGUCAGUGAUCAGAAUCACCUGAUCUAUCAGUGUACUGUGAUGACCGAGAAGUUAUGUUUGAGAGAGCGCAUCGAGGAGAUAUGGAGGGCGGGAGAGGAGCUGGGCCUCACCUGCACCGAUAUUGACAAUGUGUUCACCUCAGUGUUCAGAGAAGAGAGGGAGAAGGAAGCCAUAAGAGCUAACAGCCAAAACCUGAAGGAUAAUAACGGUGGAAAGAAGAGAGGAUUAUGGAAGGUCGGCUCUUACCUAAAAAUGGCCACCAAAUUCAUUGUCUGUUUUGCUCUUCUCUGCACCGUAAUUUUUCUCGUUAUUUCCCUUCACAACCCAACGAGAAAAUUUGUGACUCGUAAUAUUCAAGAUAUGAUCUACCCAGUAAUGACUAUGUUGAGAUAUAUAGCCUUGCCUCUCCUCGCCAAGUACCCCUACUUGACUCAAUGGUACUCUGAGGAGUGCUUGGUGGCCAAUACUUUCUUCGACCAACUGAACAUUAAUUGCACGUCCUGUAGUGAAAAUUUGCAACUUGUAAAAGUCUCGGAUCUGAGCAAUUUUACUGAUGUAUACUAUAAUAAUGGACAGGUAUUGAUUGUAACUGAUGCUGUGCUUCAUGAAACGUCCUGGAUGGAUUUAGCUGAAAAAAUAGAUAUUAAUCAAGAAGCUGAACUUGGUGCUUUGAAAGUUUUUUCCAAGUCAGAAGUUAAUGCAAAUUAUUUACAACAGAUUGUGAAGAGAGAAGCAAUUAGUAGUGAUAUUCACAUUGAGUGGAAAAUUAACAAGCUCGAAACGUUACAUAUUGUUCGGCAAAUCUUUCCCAGACUUUAUUUCAUACCAUCAGAAACAGAAGUUGCUCUUUAUCGGUUUUUGUUUACAGAUGGUCCAGACUCUCAUUCCUAUCAUUUACCUUUAACAGAGUUUGCUAAUGUUGUACUUGUACAGGGAGAAGGAUCAAGUUCUCUCACCUUAUUUCCAUCUCACCAUUGUGAAAAUACUUGUAAUUCAAUUUCAGUUACAUUAGAAGCAACACAAGUUUUAUUUUUUAACUGGAUAUAUUGGAGACCUGUUAGAGUUGGAGGCAGGCACAUUUCAACACUUGCAAUGAGUUCAUUUUACUAGUGUGUCCAACAAUUUAAUAAAAAGAGUCAGUAGCAACAAGUGUGAAACAUUGUGUAAAUACUCCUAGUAGGGUGGAACCUUUUUUUACAUUGUGAGCAAGACCUACUUUGCUUGUAGGCCUACAGCAGUGCUCCACUAGUCAUUCCUCAGGUGCUGUCUGACUUGUAUGGGUUUAGUGCUUUCCCUGAUUAUAAUAAUAAUGUAAUUGUUAGCAUUUUGUUAUAUUGUAAAGUACUUGAGAAAACUUGUAUUGUAAAAUAUACUGUAUAAGACAUUCACAAUAUGCAGCAUUUUCUUUAUUGAAAGUAGAUUUGCUUUUCACCACUUGUCUUUACCAGUCAGCUUUCAUAAUAUGUAAAGUAUAUUGUAGGGGAAUUUAUAAUAAAAAAAUAAGAAGC